AUGUCCAGCACGAGCGAAUCACCAGAGCUAUCGCAGGCUACAGACCAGCAUGAACCUUUGACGGCAUCGACGCCGGAAGUAGUGCGGCGACUAUCAGACAACUCCAGCGUAGUGGCUGGCGAAGUGAGGGUGGAAGACAGCAGGAAAGAUGCGGCAAAGUCAGACCCGCCGGAGACGGAGACUGCGGUGACAUCUCCCGUGAAGGACGAGGAGCGUGAUGGGGUAAAAGCGGAUCACAAGAUGGAAGCGGCUGCCUCGGGAUCUACUUCUACAGACGGCGAGCAUGCGGCCAUGGCGAGAGACAUCGAGCGACGAGCCAGCGAACACUUGGCGAGGCGGGCAGCAGAGAUGACUUUGGAAGAGGAAGCAGGCAGUACCAGUCAUAGUGUGCCAGAGAGGACGAUAAAGGAGAAGGAGCAGCUUCCUGUGACACCACCUCCACCUGAACCCCCGCGAAAAGAUAAGGCACCCGUCAAGCCGGAGACUGAGGACUACGACGAGAAGCAUCCACCACCGCCGGACGAAGAGACCGCAGACGAUGUGCCCGAUGCGCCGCAAGGCACGAAAGAGACUACGGGGCUGGAAAUUCAGACAAUCAUGGAUCAGUUCGAAGAUGGCAUGGGCGGACUUGGGGAAGACGAUAUCAUGUCACCGCGCUUGGACAAGCAGCAGCCUGUAUUGGUACUGCCUCCUCGAUCUAGUAGCCUGGAACCACAACCUUCAUACACUCUCAGCCAGCAGAAUUCUGGUCAGAGUGUGGCUGCUGCCUCUCCACUCGGCCCGCAAGGCACCGGAAAUUCGAUUUCCAACUCGAGUGUACAUCGGGUGAGGUCAGAUGAUCAGGAGUCCAUUAUAAGCGGGAAAGCUGGUUCUAUACAUCAGCCCCCGCCUCCUGAGCCAGAUCCUGAGCCAGCGCUUCCAUUUGACUUUCACCGAUUUCUAGAGCAGCUGCGACACAAAUCCGCCGAUUCCGUUGCAAAGUAUCUGCGGUCGUUCUUGAGUGAAUUCAACAAGAAGCAGUGGAUGGUGCAUGAGCAAGUCAAGAUCAUCUCAGACUUUUUGGAGUUCAUCACGAAGAGGAUGGGUAUGUGCGACGUGUGGCGGACAGUAUCCGAUGCCGAAUUCGAUAAUGCUAGGGAAGGUAUGGAGAAGUUGGUCAUGAAUAGACUAUACUCACAAGCUUUCUCGCCCGCGAUACCAUCAGCACCUGGAAGCCCACGAAAGGGCGCCAAAAACGGGCGCUCGGCAGUGGAUCAAGCCAACCCACAUGGACCUGGUCGAAGAGGGCAGCAUCAGGAAGAUGUUGAGCGUGACGAUGUGAUUGCACAAAAGAUCAAGAUUUAUGGCUGGGUCUCAGAAGAGCACCUUGACAUCAAACCCAUUGGCGAAAAGGGCAAGAAGUUUCUUGCUCUGGCCCAGAAAGAGCUACUCAAGAUCAACACUUAUCGAGCACCUCGAGAUAAGGUCAUUUGCGUGCUCAACGCCUGCAAAGUCAUCUUUGGCUUCCUGAGGAAUGCUAAGGCAGAUCAGUCAGCCGAUGCUUUUGUGCCGCUGCUCAUAUACACAGUCCUGCGAGCGCGGCCAGAACAUCUGGUCAGCAAUGUGCAGUACAUCUGGCGGUUCAGGAACCAGGAGAAGCUGGGAGGGGAGGCUGGCUACUACAUGUCUUCCCUGAUGGGGGUUGUGCAAUUCAUCGAAAACCUCGAUCGUACGACACUCACCAUCACAGACGAUGAGUUCGAGCGGCAAGUCGAACAAGCCGUGAGCGCCAUCGCUGAGAAAGACCGCACCGAAGAGUACGAAGCGCAAACACACGCGGCAACAUCCACAGCUCCAAUGCAACACCUCAGCGAAAAGAGCGCGCUAAGUCGAGCCGAAGUCACACCACGGAAUAGCAUGGACGCCGAGCGCUCCAGCCCAAGACGACGGCCCAGCCAAAGACUUGCGGAAAGACAAGCUCAGCCCGCAAGUCCAGAUGACGAAGACGCAGUGACAGGUCUCCUGCGCACGAUCCAAAGGCCUCUCAGCAGUAUUGGCCGCAUGUUCUCCGACGACGUCACAAACGAGGAGUCGAGCAGAAGUUCACCGCAACCUGGAUCAACACCUCGAGGCCUUAGUCCGGCGCCGAGAUUAGAUCAACGGCAAAGUGGCAGUACAAGCCAGCGCUCCUCCGCAGAACGAGAGCGGAGUCGACAGCGUCUUCUUAAUGAAUGUUCUGCUGAGGACCAUGCGACGAGACAGGCGAGUGCGGAAGUUGCUCAGGCGCAAAGGGUACGAGCGCAGGAGCAUCGGGUUGUGGUUGAAACAUUACAGAGCAUGUUCCCCAACCUCGACAAAGAAGUCAUCGAAGACGUCGUCCGCGCCCAGGAAGGGAAUCUAUACUUCACAAGAAUGACCAUCCUCGCCGACCUUCCCGACGAGCUGCUGAUGCGGAUUGUUGAGUACCUGGACAUUGCAGCAACACGCGCAUUCGCCACUGUCGAUUCUCGUUUUCACGGGUUGCUAGUGCCGACACUAUUUGAAGGGGUACGAGCUACCAAUCGCGAAGAUGAUGCAGAGAUCCUGCAAGAGAUCACCUUGAAAUACAGUCGCCACGUCAACAAGUUAUACUUCGAUUUGUGCCUCCUUGGCAACUCACCCGGAGAUCAUGAUCACGGCGACCCCAUCGAUCCUGGUGAACAGGGACAGUACACUUGCGAUAAGGACGAUGAGGAUGAUUGUCGUCUUCCCGAGACUGCUCGGAAGAUGCUGGAUGGCGAGCUUUUACCCAAUCUCACGAGUUUGCAGCUGAGCUUCGAUUUCGACUUCGACAGCGAUAUCAAUGAUCUCGACGGUGACGGGGAGAGCCACUACGACUACGGAGAACCGGGCUUAUUCGGCAUCUUCGAGCUCCCUGAGACAGAGGCAGACUUUGCCGAGAAGGAACAUGAAUUCCACUGGCGUAUGACGCUUAGGGAUGUUAUCUCGGCGCUGGGUGGGAAUCAGGUUGUUAAGAGGUUGCAGAUGAGGAAUCUGGUGCCGAAAGGGACUUCGGCUUAUUUGACGACUGAAUGGAAGGUUUUCCUGGCAGGGCUUGAGGUUCUUGAUAUUGAGCUCUGGGGAGGAGGCGAUAUGAGUGAAUGGUCAGCAAGCACAGCCCCGGGGUAUUGCGAUUUUAUCCGCUGUCUAAACAGCUCGUUCUUCGCUCACCUCUCCUCCGCGACCUCACUCCGUUUCGCGGCAAGUCCUCACUGUCCCAUCGGCGGCCUAGGCCACAUCCACACCCCCCUCCCCAUCUCCCCGCCCAACCUCCCCAGGAUGCAGAACCUAGCCUUCGAAAACAUCUUCCUAGACACCGCCCUCGUCAACCUCCUCCACGAUCACUCCCAAAACCUCCAAUCCCUGGCCUUCAAAAACUGCCUCUCCCUCGGCCGCAAACCCGACUACAGCAUUUCCUCGGAUAGAGUAUCCUGGGCGGAUCUCUUCAUUACAAUCCGCACCUCGAAGCCGAUCUUGCGGAAAUUGACAGUGGAAGAUGAGCCCCAUGCGUUGCGGUUGGCGGAGGGGUAUGAUGUGUGGGGAUGUGAGGUUGGGAAGGAGAGUGAGAAGGUGAAGGGUGUGGAGGGGGAGGUGGAGAGAGGUGAGAGGAAAGUCUUUUUGUAUGGGGGUUUCGAUGAGAAGUAUGGAUAUGUGGUGGGGAGGGGGGAGUUGAAUUUGGAGUGUUUUCAGGAGGGGGCGGAUCAGAGGGAGUGGGAUGCUGUGAGGGAGGUUGUGGAGGGGAAUAGGGGGAGGGUUGAGGUGGGGGGUUGA
Messenger RNA from Fulvia fulva, 3789 nucleotides. RefSeq names its product Vacuolar protein sorting-associated protein. Lineage: Eukaryota; Fungi; Ascomycota; Dothideomycetes; Mycosphaerellales; Mycosphaerellaceae. Gene Ontology annotation, molecular function: small GTPase binding; guanyl-nucleotide exchange factor activity; ubiquitin binding. Gene Ontology annotation, cellular component: endocytic vesicle; cytosol. Gene Ontology annotation, biological process: vesicle-mediated transport. The record is from RefSeq and is a predicted model, not a curated record. The coding region runs from base 1 to 3789 and encodes 1262 amino acids. The transcript has 4 exons.